UUUCAUAAUCCUACGAUAAGAAAUUAAAUACAAACCUCAAAUAUCAAAUAACUCUUACGAAAAACCGGAUUGAACAUAACCUCAAUGUGAUCGCGCGCAUACAUUUACAAAAACCAGAUAAGAUCCAAUGGAAGUUCCUGUACCAAAUAUCGAGGCACUUUUUGAAAGGGAUUCAUAUCUUAAACCCUACGAGAAGGAAAUUCGGAGAAGAUAUGCUUGCUUUUUGGAUCUAAAAGAAAAAAUUGAUGAAAGCGAAUCUGGUUUUGAUGAUUUCACUCAAGGUUAUAAAUACUAUGGGAUUAAUGUACAACCAGAUAAUUCUGUAAUAUGUAGAGAAUGGGCACCAGGUGCAAAUCAAUUAUAUCUAACGGGAGAGUUCAAUAAUUGGAAUAGGGAUGAAACAAAAUAUAAAAAACUUGAAUUUGGUAAAUGGGAACUUAAGUUACCACCAAAUCAAGAUGGUUCUUGUCCAAUAAAACACCUCUCAGAAUUAAAGGUGGUUGUAGAAAUGGAGAAUGGUGUAAAAGAAGAUCGGCUUUCACCAUGGGCAACCUACGCAGUUGAACCACCCAAAGAUAAAGGAACAAUUUAUCAACAAAGAUUUUGGAAUCCACCAAAACAUCAAAAAUACGAAUUUAAACACUCAAAAGUACCAAAACCAAAGAGUUUACGGAUAUACGAAUGUCACGUUGGAAUUGCUACGUCCGAAUUAAAUGUUGGUUCCUACGAUAAUUUCACCGAUAAUAUUCUACCAAAAAUCAAAAAACAAGGCUACAACGCCAUACAAUUAAUGGCAAUCAUGGAACACGCCUAUUACGCCAGUUUUGGAUAUCAAGUGACGAGUUUUUUCGCCGUUUCGAGUCGUUACGGCGUCCCUGAUGCCUUAAAACGUUUAAUUGACACCGCUCAUUCGAUGAACAUCGCGGUUUUUCUCGAUAUCGUUCAUUCGCACGCCAGUAAAAACGUUUCGGACGGUUUGAAUCGUUUUGACGGUACUGAUUCGUGUUAUUUUCAUUCUGGGAAACGCGGCGUGCAUGAUUUAUGGGAUUCAAGACUGUUUAAUUAUUCUGAAUAUGAAGUGUUAAGAUUUUUAUUAUCAAAUUUGAGAUGGUAUUUGGAUGAGUAUCAAUUCGACGGAUUUAGAUUUGAUGGUGUUACUUCAAUGUUGUAUCAUUCGCACGGAAUCGGGGAAGGUUUUAGUGGGAAUUACGAUGAGUAUUUUGGAUUAAAUGUAGACACUGAGGCUUUGGUUUAUUUAAUGUUGGCUAAUUAUGUUAUACAUAAAAUACGAGGGGAACAUGUUACGAUUGCUGAAGAUGUUUCUGGAAUGCCGGGAAUGUGUAGACCUAUUGAAGAGGGUGGAUUAGGUUUCGAUUAUAGAUUAGCAAUGGCGAUACCCGAUAAAUGGAUACAACUUUUGAAAGAAUGCAAAGAUGAAGAUUGGAAUAUCGGAAAUAUAGUUCAUACUUUAACAAAUCGUAGAUGGAUGGAACCGAGUAUAUCUUAUGCGGAAUCUCACGAUCAGGCUCUAGUCGGCGAUAAAACGAUCGCUUUUUGGUUAAUGGAUAAGGAAAUGUAUACAAAUAUGAGUACUUUAUCCGAUUUAACUCCCAUUAUUGAUCGCGGGAUCGCUUUACAUAAAAUAAUCCGUUUGAUUACGCACACUCUUGGGGGUGAAGGAUAUUUAAAUUUUAUUGGGAACGAAUUUGGACACCCAGAGUGGUUAGAUUUUCCACGAUUAGGUAAUAAUAGUUCAUAUCAUUACGCACGUCGUCAAUGGAACUUGGUUGAAGACGAUUUAUUGCGGUAUAAGUUCUUAAAUGAGUUUGAUGCGGCAAUGAAUCAUUUAGAGGAGAAAUAUGGUUGGUUACAUAAUGAUUCAAGUUAUGUUUCGUGGAAACACGAAAAUGAUAAGGUGAUAGCCUUCGAAAGAGGAAAUGGAUUGGUAUUUGUUUUCAAUUUUCACCCAACAAAAAGUUUUUCGGGAUAUCGAGUUGGUGUUAGUCAACCGGGUUGUUACAAAAUAAUUUUGUCUUCGGAUGAUGUUAGAUUUGGUGGUCAAGCUCGUAUUGACACCAAUCUAAAUUAUUUUACUGAACCCAUUGGUUUUGGUGGGUUAAAAAAUUCUUUAUUGCUUUAUGUACCUUCAAGAACAGCUAUUAUUUUAGCUAAAAAUUAAUAUACAGAUUUGUUUUCCUUUUUGAUAUAUUGUUAACUUUUGUAUUGUUAAGUUUUUAUUAAUAAAAUAUACGCAGAAACAUCUUUAAAGAUUACAAUAUAAA
Molecule: messenger RNA, 2282 nt
Organism: Onthophagus taurus
Lineage: Eukaryota; Metazoa; Arthropoda; Insecta; Coleoptera; Scarabaeidae
Gene: AGBE
Product: 1,4-alpha-glucan-branching enzyme
Biological process (GO): glycogen biosynthetic process
Cellular component (GO): cytoplasm
Molecular function (GO): cation binding; 1,4-alpha-glucan branching enzyme activity; hydrolase activity, hydrolyzing O-glycosyl compounds
Source: RefSeq, a predicted model, not a curated record